Messenger RNA from Phytophthora nicotianae INRA-310, 1014 nucleotides. RefSeq lists its product as hypothetical. The record is from RefSeq and is a predicted model, not a curated record. Bases 1 to 1014 code for a protein of 337 amino acids. The transcript is spliced from 6 exons. Gene Ontology annotation, biological process: L-serine metabolic process; pyruvate biosynthetic process; D-serine biosynthetic process. Gene Ontology annotation, molecular function: ATP binding; D-serine ammonia-lyase activity; pyridoxal phosphate binding. Lineage: Eukaryota; Oomycota; Peronosporomycetes; Peronosporales; Peronosporaceae.
AUGUCCUCGACUGACUACGCCAUCUCGCUGGCCAGUGUGCAGGCCGCCGCGGAGCGGAUCGAUGGCUUUGCGCACCGCACGCCUGUGCUCACGUGUCACGCGCUAGAGACUAUUGCGUCAGAGAACGGAGCUCCCAAGCGCUUGUUUUUUAAGUGUGAGAACCUCCAAAAGGUGGGGGCGUUCAAGUAUCGCGGUGCAUUGAACGCCGUCAAGAAGUUUCUGCAGGAGAAAGGAGAGAAUGGCAAGACAGACACGACGUUCGUCACGCACUCGAGUGGUAACCACGCGCAAGCUUUGAGUCUUGCGGCCAGGGAUGCCAACUGUAAGGCGGUGAUUGUUAUGCCCAACAACGCGCCGAGUGUCAAGCAGAACGCCGUUCGUGGCUACGAAGCUGAAGUGAUUCUGUGUGAACCGACCAAUGAGGCCCGCGAGAAGGCUGCGAACAACGUGGUGGAGGCGACCGGUGCUCGCUUUGUGCAUCCUUCGAAUGAUCCGGACGUCAUGAGCGGCCAGGGUACAGUCGCCCUGGAGCUGCUGGAGCAGGCUAAACAGGAAUAUGGCGUGGAGCUGGACGCUAUCCUGGUGCCAAUUGGAGGCGCGGGUCUCUGCUCGGGUGUUGCCAUGGCUGCGAAGUCUCUUCAACCGGGUAUCAAGGUCUUUGCCGUGGAGCCCAAGGGUGCAGCCGAUGCCUACAAUUCCUUCCAGAAGCGUGAGCUGAUGGGCCAUACCGGUCCUGUGAAUACCGUGGCCGAUGGUCUUCGGACGACACUGGGUAACAACAAUUGGCCUGUUGUGCGUGACUUUGUGGACGAGAUCUUACUUGUGUCCGACGACGAGAUCGUGUCAGCCAUGAAGCUGAUCUGGGAACGCAUGAAGCUGGUUGUGGAGCCCAGUGGAGCAGUAGCGACGGCUGCCGUCCUCGCUCACAAGUUGCCGGCGGGGAUCACCAACGUCGGCGUCGUGUUUUCCGGUGGUAACGUGGACUUGGAGAAACUACCAUGGAUUCCGGCGUAA